AUGGGUAAUGGACAGAGUAGCAAUGAUACUAACAUUCCCUCAUCUCAUUCAUUUUUGUCGAAUAAAAAAUUAGAUACAAAAACGAAAAGCAAAAUAAUUGUUGUAAAGCAAAGGACAAAUAUAACAGGCCCGUCAUGUUCCAAGAAUGACGAAAUGAUAAAACGCUUCCUGGAAAUCCCAAAAUUUUAUCCCAUUUUGAAAAGUUCGUUAAAUCAACCAGAUUUACGUGACUCACCGGAGGCAACACCCAAAGUCAAUGCUCGUCCUGUGCUGAAAUUUGCCUGUCGUUUACAAGAACAUUUUUCGCGUUGUGCUAACACUGUGGUUGUGGAACAAGAGUUAUUGGGAAAUUCAAUGAAACAUGUAGAUCGUAAUAUUACACUUUUAUUAGUACAGUUUGCUGAGCAAAAGAAAUCAAUGGAUCGUUUUCAAAAUUAUUUGGAAAAAAUGAACGAUUUACAGGCGCAUAUUUCGAAUUUACGAUUUCUUUUCCAAGAUCUUAUGCCAGUGAUUAACACCCUGAAUGAAAUUCUACCGGAACAUAAGCGGCUGCCAUUACUGGAUAUCGACUGCCUUGUAAAUGCUACAGAAGUUUCAUCAGAAGAGAGAAAACAUGCUGAAAUUAUUCGCGAAAUUCAAGGUGGUACCUAUUUAAUGGAUAAUAAUCAAGAUGAUGUACAUAUCAAGCCUGUUGAUGAGGUGACUGUAGUUGAUAAAAAUAAUGCUUGA
Molecule: messenger RNA, 729 nt
Organism: Brugia malayi
Lineage: Eukaryota; Metazoa; Nematoda; Chromadorea; Rhabditida; Onchocercidae
Gene: Bma-sam-4.2
Exons: 4
Coding region: 1-729 (242 amino acids)
Biological process (GO): positive regulation of anterograde synaptic vesicle transport; organelle transport along microtubule; lysosome localization
Cellular component (GO): BORC complex; synaptic vesicle membrane; cytoplasmic side of lysosomal membrane
Source: RefSeq, a predicted model, not a curated record